AAAAAAAGGGUCUCUUUGAAUCUAAUUUUUGUGCCCAAAACUUUUGGGGCCAAAUUGGGGGUAAAGCCCAUUUUGGCUUUGUUUUGUAUUGGCGAGACGGAAGAGGACUACUGCUAAAAGCAAUUAGAAGCAACUAUUUCGUUUCCAUUUCGGCUCGAAUCAGACUCUUGAAAAUAGCUUAGGCGAUUAUGCGAUCCGAUCUUCUUCGAAAUACUCUUCGCGGCGGCUACCGGGCCCCUGCUAGUCCCAAGAGACGCUUCUCUUCCUCUGCUCAUAACGACGAUGCUUUUGAGGUGGCUGAGGCAUCAAAGUGGGAGAAGAUAACAUAUUUGGGCAUUGCAACAUGCACUAUCUUAGCUAUUUAUAAUCUAUCAAAGGGCCAUCGCCACCAUGAAGAGCCUCCUCCGUACCCAUAUUUGCACAUUCGCAACAAGGAGUUCCUAUGGGGAUUGCAAUUAAUAGCAUGCAGAUAGCAUCAUAGUGGCUGGGGCAUCCAAGACGACAUUUGGUUGAGUUCAAGUGAAUCCAGACUUCUAAGCGAAAUGCCCCACGUUUGUCAUCCCUGUUUAAUUGUUAUUUGAGGCUCCUUAAACACGUUUAUUUACCAUUUUUUUUUUGUUCGAGUUUUAAAUCAGGACAAGGUUUGUUUAUCUGAGAUGCUUUUUCCCCCUUGUGUGCAGGACCAGAUGGGCUUUUUGAGAAGAAGCACCAUUAAUAAGUGACAAGGGCCCAUUGCAAGAAGAUAUCUGAAGUACCCUCUUUUAGCACGUUCUUCUCUUAUGCCAGCGAUUGGGCAACUUUUUAUGUUCUAUGAAUUGAUGUUGAUUUUGUGACUAUACACAUGGCUAGUUGUUUAGUGUUUUUUGUUCUUUUACCUAUGCACUGCUUGCUAAUGAAUAAAAUCUGAGGAAAGAUGUGAGAUUUCUCAUUCCA
This is a messenger RNA of Hevea brasiliensis (rubber tree), 933 nucleotides long. RefSeq names its product cytochrome c oxidase subunit 6a, mitochondrial. Gene Ontology annotation, cellular component: mitochondrial inner membrane. The transcript has 4 exons. Gene Ontology annotation, molecular function: enzyme regulator activity. The coding region runs from base 189 to 473 and encodes 94 amino acids. Gene Ontology annotation, biological process: mitochondrial electron transport, cytochrome c to oxygen. The record is from RefSeq and is a predicted model, not a curated record. NCBI's taxonomy places the organism in Eukaryota, Viridiplantae, Streptophyta, Magnoliopsida, Malpighiales, Euphorbiaceae.